AUGUGUGGCUUCGUUGCUAUCAUGAAUAGUACAACGUUAGGUUACGACUCAUCGAUGAUGAAUGGGCUUCAAAUAUUGCCCUCAUACGGCGAUUAUUUCCAGCUCACGACCGCAACAACUUCUCUGAAUGUGGCCAUAGUUUUUGUCGGAGCUGUAAUCGCAACUUCUUUCGCAGGCGAGCUAUCGAACAGAUGGGGCCGCAGAUGGGGACUCGUGAUAAGUUCACUAAUUGCAAUUGCUGGAAGCGUGCUUCAAGCUGCUGCGGUACAUGAAGCGAUGUUCUGCAUCGGAAGGCUACUUAUAGGAAUCUCAAUAACGGUUGGAUCCGUUGCAGCACCAGCAUAUCUUGCUGAGAUAGCUCAUCCUGCCAAUCGCGAGAUGCUGGUUGGGUUGUGGGGCUCUGCUUAUUAUGUCGGAAGUAUUAUGGCUGCAGCAAUCACGUUCGGCAGCCAAUAUAUUGAUUCGACUUGGGCCUGGAGAUUGCCAUCUUUGCUUCAACUGACGCCGUCUGUUCUAAGCAUUGUACCCUUGGCCUUUAUGCCAGAAUCUCCUCGGUGGCUGAUAUACCAAGAUCGCCAUGAAGAAGCUAGGGCGAUGAUCGUUAAGUAUCACGGAGGCGGUGAUGUGGAUGCUCCUAUUGUUGCCCUCGAGUACGAAGAAAUCUGUCAAGCCAUUGCGUACGAGAAGGAAACACGGAAAAUCGAAUUUAAAGCUCUCCUGGCUACGAGACCCAAUCGAUGGCGAUUUGGUGUUGUGGCAGCCACUGCUAUUUUUGGUCAACUUAGUGGGAAUAAUAUUAUCACGUAUUAUUUAGGAGAUACUCUCACUACUGCCGGCAUUACAGAAGUACAAACGCAACUUGGUAUAAACAUAGGAAUAAAUGGCUUCAGCUUGAUCGUGGCUGUCCUUGGAAGCGUCUUCUGCUACAGGCUUGGUCGCCAUCCUUCUUUCUUAAUUGCCACAGGUGUCAUGGCUCUAAUUCUAAUCAUAUAUACUAUUCUCACCAAAUUAUAUUCCGGCUCAGACAAUACAUCGGCAUCCGACGCCUCAGUCUUCCUGAUAUUCUUCUUCUUUGGAGCCUACUCAUUCGUGUGGACACCGCUCUCGGCGCUGUACCCUGUUGAGGUGCUCCCUUACUCGCUUCGUGCGCAUGGACUAGCGGCUUAUAGUUGUAUUGUCUACCUAUCAGCUUUCUUUAACGUUUAUAUUAUACCCUUUGCAAUGAGCAUCACCUAG
Messenger RNA from Talaromyces proteolyticus, 1236 nucleotides. Its product is annotated as general substrate transporter. The transcript is spliced from 6 exons. The record is from RefSeq and is a predicted model, not a curated record. Gene Ontology annotation, molecular function: carbohydrate:proton symporter activity. Lineage: Eukaryota; Fungi; Ascomycota; Eurotiomycetes; Eurotiales; Trichocomaceae. Gene Ontology annotation, biological process: transmembrane transport; carbohydrate transport. Gene Ontology annotation, cellular component: membrane. The coding region runs from base 1 to 1236 and encodes 411 amino acids.